ACCCCGAAUCAUUUAACAUCUCCUGAUCAGCAAGUGAGCGCGACGUAUACCAGCCUCUGCAGCCGUCCAGUCCUGCGAAACCUUUUCGUGAGCAGCGCGUUUCAUAUAUCUAUUGCGGAGACCAUGGAGCAUUGACUGAUAUCAAGAAUAAAUGAUCGAUUCUAAGCCGCCGCGAUGAAGACGAUCCUCGUGUGUUUGGUGCUAUUUUUGAUCGCACAACCCACCGCCGUGAAAUCCCUGCCAAUCGAAAACGAAACCACAACACAAGAGUCGAACAUUGCAACUUCAGACGCCGAAGACGCCAAAAAACUGGCCACCACUUCAGGAAUUGAAUAUAGCAUCCCAGUAGGCGUUUCAACCACUGAGCCAGCGCCAUCCUUGACGACCACAAAAGCCAUUACGUUGGCUAAUUCAAGUGCAGUUGCCACGAUUAAACCUUCAAAUGGAUUUUCGACGACAACUUACAGUCCGGUUAUGAAUAUGAUAAAGAAUAUAGGAUAUGGCUUUAGAAUCAUACUGAAGCUGCUGGCGCCGCUUUUUUCCAGUAGUGCGAAUCAAAGGGAAGUCAUGUCCCCUAAAGGAGAUGAUGCUCCCGAAUACGAAGAUUUUGACGAGCAAGAUAGCGAUGACGGGUCGCAGAACAAGGCCCUGACCGACUCGUUUAUGAGGGUUGUUCGCCAAGUUGCUGAAACUGGCCGACAGGGGUAUGCUGGCUAUUACGAUUUUAUCGUCAACGAGUAUUCCUACAAAUUCUGGGCUGCCUACAUGCUGUUUGCUUCGGGUCUGCUAAUCUACUCUGCCAUAGCGGCCAUCUACUAUGCAAAGUUCAAUACCUCGGCGGUCGACUACGAAAUCUACGACGAAGCUCGGUCUAUGAGCACACCAGGUGCCAACCCUCUUGGCUUGGUCGGCUCACUCAUUUCUGUGCGCACUUUUCAACAAAUCAUGGACGCUAUUGCAAGCGAAAAGUUUUCUUAAAUAUGAUUUUUCCUGAAAUUAUUAUUCGUCAACCGUGAGUUCACGUGAAGAAAAAAGCGCGAAGGUGAUGGGGUUUUGUUAAAUAUGGGUUAAAUCGCGUGACCGUGAAGUCGCGUGUUGUAGAAUAAUAAAAUUAAAGUGAUAAUGCUGGAAGAGGACAGUGUAAUUCUUUUACGAGUAACUGAAUUUUUUUGUCCCUUUGCCUGGUGUGCCAUGAUUUAUUUGAUUAAUUCAGAAUACAUUUUUUUAAUUUGAGUGUUAUUUAAUUAGUGCAACUUGAGUCAUAUUCUGUUCCCAUUAUUCUGUUCAAUUUUGUGAUGAAUCCAUAUUUUUUAGAAUUAAUAAGACCUAAAUUUAUUUGCUUUUUAACAGAAAAUUGCUAGUUUAGAGAAAAGAUUUUAUUCUUUUCGGUUUUAUAAAAAUUAAAAAAAUAUAUUGUAAUUUUAAAUAAAA
Molecule: messenger RNA, 1431 nt
Organism: Cloeon dipterum
Lineage: Eukaryota; Metazoa; Arthropoda; Insecta; Ephemeroptera; Baetidae
Exons: 3
Coding region: 175-978 (267 amino acids)
Source: RefSeq, a predicted model, not a curated record